CCCCGAUGGCUCCCGACCCCAGCGGCUGCCGCGUCCUGCUGCUGCUCUUCUGCUGCCUGGCAGCUGCUCAGGCCGACCUGCUGAACCUGAACUGGCUUUGGUUCAAUAAUAAGGACACCAGCCAAGCAGCUACCACGAUCCCUGAGCCCCAGGGGCUCCUGCCUGUGCAGCCCACAGCAGACACCACCACGCACGUGGUCCCCCAGGAUGGUUCCACGGAGCCAGCGACAGCCCCUGGCAGCCCUGAGCCACCCUCGGAGCUGCUGGAGGACAGCCAGGUCACCCCCACUUCUGCCGAGAGCCCGGACACGCCAGAGGAGAACAUUGCCGGUGUGGGAGCCAAGAUCCUGAACGUGGCCCAAGGCAUCCGGAGCUUUGUCCAGCUGUGGAAUGACACCGUCCCCACUGAGAGCUUGGCCCGGGCGGAAACGCGGGUUGUCGAGGCUCCUGUGGGCACCCUCGCCCUCCCUGGGCCUUCCAGCACCCCCCGGGAGAAUGGGACCAGUCUGUGGCCCAGCCGUGGCGCUCCCAGCUCUCCGGGUGCCCACAUGACCGAGGCUGGCACCCUGCCUGCACCCACCCCAUCGCCUCCCUCCCUGGGCAGGCCCCGGGCACCACUCACGGGGCCCUCAGUGCCACCACCGUCCUCAGGUAGAGCUUCUCUCUCCUCCUCGCUGGGCGGGGCCCCUGCCUGGGGAAGCCUGCAGGACCCAGACAGCCGAGGACUCUCGCCCACCGCAGCCGCUCCCAGCCAGCAGCUCCAACGCCCUGACGUCAGCCUGCGCACACCACUUCUGCACCCCUUGGUGACGGGCUCCCUGGGCGCGCACGCGGCCCCCUCUGCCUUCUCCUCUGGGCUCCCGGGCGCACUGUCUCAGGUCGCAGUUACCACUUUAAUCGGGGACAGCGGUGCUUGGGUCUCCCACGCGGCUAACUCUGCGGGGCUGGGUCUUGCUAAUAACUCUGCCCUGCUCGGGGCUGACCCUGAGGCCCCCGCCGGUCGCUGCCUGCCCCUGCCGCCCUCCCUGCUGGUCUGUGGCCGCCUGGGCAUCUUGCGCUCCUGGCUGCCCAAUCACCUCCACCACGAGAGCAGCCAGCAGGUGCAGGCCGCGGCGCAGGUGUGGGGGGGCCUGCUGCGGACGCACUGCCACCCCUUCCUCGCCUGGUUCUUCUGCCUGCUCCUGGCCCCACCGUGCGGCAGGGUCCCGCUGCCCGCCCCACCACCCUGCCGCCAAUUCUGCGAGGCCCUGCAGGACACGUGCUGGAGCCGCCUGAGUGGGGGCCGGCUGCCUGUCGCCUGUGCCUCGCUCCCAACCCAGGAGGACGGGUACUGUGUGUUCAUUGGGCCGGCUGCAGAGAGCGUCGGCGAGGAGGUGGGGCUUCUGCAGCUCCUUGGGGACCCUCCGCCCCAGCAAAUCACCCAGACGGAUGACCCCGACGUCGGACUGGCCUACGUCUUUGGGCCAGAGGCCAACAGCGGCCAAGUGGCCCGGUACCACUUCCCCAGCCUCUUCUUCCGCGACUUCUCACUGCUGUUCCACAUCCAGCCGGCCACGGAGGGCCCAGGGGUGCUGUUCGCCAUCACGGACUCGGCGCAGGCAGUGGUCUCGCUGGGCGUGAAGCUCUCUGGGGUGCGGGACGGGCACCAGGACAUCUCCCUGCUCUACACGGAGCCAGGCGCAGGCCAGACCCACACAGCCGCCAGCUUCCGGCUCCCCGCCUUCGUCAGCCAGUGGACACACUUAGCACUCAGUGUGGAGGGUGGCUACGUGGCCCUCUACGUGGACUGUGAGGAGUUCCAGAGAAUGCCGCUUGCUCGGUCCUCACGGGGUCUGGAGCUGGAGCCCGGCGCCGGGCUCUUCGUGGCUCAGGCAGGAGGAGCGGACCCUGACAAGUUCCAGGCAUCUGGAGACUUUGGCAGCGGGCUCGCCGACACCCGGGAGCUUCUCAGGGAGGAGAUGGGCACAGCCCUAAAACCCAGGCUCCCCACGCCACCCCCGGUCACUGCUCCACCCUUGGCUGGAGGCAGCAGCACGGAAGAUUCCAGAAGUGAAGAAAUCGAGGAGCAGACCACGGUGACUUCAUUAGGAGCUCAGACACUUCCUGGCUCAGAUUCUGUCUCCACGUGGGACGGGAGUGUCCAGACCCCUGGGGGCCGCGUGAAAGAGGGCGGCCUGAAGGGGCAGAAAGGGGAGCCAGGUAUUCCAGGCCCGCCUGGCCGGGCAGGCCCCCCAGGCUCCCCCUGCCUGCCUGGUCCCCCGGGUCUCCCGUGCCCGGUCAGUCCCCUGGGUCCUGUAGGCCCAGCGUUGCAACCUGUCCCCGGACCACAAGGACCUCCAGGGCUGCCAGGGAGGGACGGCACCCCUGGAAGGGAUGGCGAGCCGGGUGACCCUGGUGAAGACGGAAAGCCGGGCGACACCGGGCCGCAGGGCUUCCCCGGGACUCCGGGGGACGUGGGCCCCAAGGGCGACAAGGGAGACCCCGGGGUUGGAGCGAGAGGACCCCCAGGACCCCAAGGGCCUCCGGGGCCCCCAGGACCCUCCUUCAGACACGACAAGCUGACCUUCAUUGACAUGGAGGGAUCUGGCUUCGGUGGUGAUCUGGAGGCCCUGCGGGGUCCUCGAGGCUUCCCCGGACCCCCCGGACCCCCCGGUGUCCCAGGCCUGCCCGGCGAGCCAGGCCGCUUUGGGGUGAACAGUUCUGACGUCCCAGGACCUGCCGGCCUUCCUGGUGUGCCUGGGCGCGAGGGUCCCCCCGGGUUUCCCGGCCUCCCGGGACCCCCAGGCCCUCCAGGAAAAGAGGGGCCCCCAGGAAGGACGGGGCAGAAAGGCAGCCUGGGUGAAGCAGGCGCCCCAGGACAUAAGGGGAGCAAGGGAGACGCCGGUCCUGCUGGCGCUCGCGGGGAGAGCGGCCUGGCAGGAGCCCCUGGACCCGCUGGACCACCAGGCCCCCCUGGGCCCCCUGGGCCCCCUGGGCCACCAGGACGAGGACUCCCCGCUGGAUUUGAUGACAUGGAAGGCUCCGGGGGGCCCUUCUGGUCAACAGCCCGAGGCGCCGAUGGGCCGCAGGGACCCCCCGGCCUGCCAGGACUGAAGGGGGAUCCUGGUGUGCCUGGGCUGCGGGGGGCAAAGGGAGAAGUUGGAGCAAAUGGAGCCCCCGGGUUCCCCGGCCUCCCUGGCAGAGAGGGCACUGCUGGGCCCCAGGGGCCAAAGGGAGACAGAGGCAGCCAGGGAGAAAAGGGAGAUCCAGGGAAGGACGGAGUCGGGCAGCCAGGCCUCCCCGGACCCCCCGGACCCCCGGGGCCUGUGGUCUACGUGUCGGAGCAGGAUGGUGCCGUCCUGAGCGUGCCGGGACCUGAGGGCCGGCCGGGUUUCGCAGGCUUUCCCGGACCUGCAGGACCCAAGGGCGACCUGGGCUCUAAGGGUGAACGAGGCUCCCCGGGACCCAAGGGUGAGAAGGGUGAACCAGGCAGCGUCUUCAGCCCCGACGGCAGUGCCCUGGGCCCUGCCCAGAAAGGAGCCAAGGGAGAGCCGGGCUUCCGAGGACCCCCGGGUCCGUACGGACGACCGGGGCACAAGGGAGAGAUUGGCUUCCCUGGACGGCCGGGUCGCCCCGGGAUGAACGGAUUGAAAGGAGAGAAAGGGGAGCCGGGAGAUGCCCACCUUGGAUUUGGCAUGAGGGGAAUGCCCGGCCCCCCAGGGCCUCCAGGGCCCCCAGGCCCUCCAGGGACUCCUGUUUACGACAGCAAUGUGUUUGCUGAGUCCAGCCGCCCCGGGCCUCCAGGAUUGCCAGGGAAUCAGGGCCCUCCAGGACCCAAGGGCACCAAAGGAGAAGUGGGCCCCCCCGGACCACCAGGGCAGUUUCCAUUCGACUUCCUUCAGUUGGAGGCUGAAAUGAAGGGGGAGAAGGGAGACCGAGGUGAUGCAGGACAGAAAGGCGAAAGGGGUGAGCCCGGGGGCGGUGGCUUUUUUGGCUCCAGCCUGCCAGGCCCCCCCGGUCCCCCAGGCCCACCUGGCUACCCUGGGAUUCCAGGUCCCAAGGGAGAGAGCAUCCGGGGCCAGCCUGGCCCACCUGGACCUCAGGGACCCCCCGGCAUCGGCUACGAGGGGCGCCAGGGCCCUCCCGGCCCCCCAGGCCCCCCUGGCCCCCCAGGGCCCCCUUCAUUUCCCGGCCCUCACAGGCAGACUAUCAGCGUUCCCGGCCCUCCGGGCCCCCCUGGGCCCCCUGGGCCUCCUGGAACCAUGGGCACCUCCUCAGGGGUGAGGCUCUGGGCCACGCGCCAGGCCAUGCUGGGCCAGGUGCACGAGGUUCCCGAGGGCUGGCUCAUCUUCGUGGCCGAGCAGGAGGAGCUCUACGUCCGUGUGCGGAACGGGUUCCGGAAGGUCCAGCUGGAGCCCCGGACGCCACUUCCACGAGGGACGGACAACGAAGUGGCUGCCUUGCAGCCCCCCGUGGUGCAGCUGCACGACAGCAACGCCUACCCCCGGCGGGAGUUCCCCCACCCCACCGCAAGGCCCUGGCGGGCAGACGACAUCCUGGCCAGCCCCCCUCGCCUGCCCGAGCCCCAGCCCUACCCUGGAGCCCCGCACCACAGCUCCUACGUGCACCUGCGUCCGGCGCUCCCCACGAGCCCACCCGCCCACACCCACCGCGACUUCCAGCCCGUGCUCCACCUGGUUGCGCUCAACAGCCCACUGCCAGGCGGCAUGCGGGGCAUCCGUGGGGCCGACUUCCAGUGCUUCCAGCAGGCACGGGCCGUGGGGCUGGUGGGCACCUUCCGUGCCUUCCUGUCCUCGCGGCUGCAGGACCUGUACAGCAUCGUGCGCCGUGCCGACCGCGCAGCCGUGCCCAUCGUCAACCUCAAGGAUGAGCUGCUGUUUCCCAGCUGGGAGGCUUUGUUCGCAGGCUCUGAGGGUCCGCUGAAGCCCGGGGCACGCAUCUUCUCCUUUGACGGCAAGGACGUCCUGAGGCACCCCACCUGGCCCCAGAAGAGCGUGUGGCAUGGCUCGGACCCCAGCGGGCGCAGGCUGACUGAGAGCUACUGCGAGACGUGGCGGACAGAGUCUCCCUCAGUCACAGGUCAGGCCUCCUCCCUGCUGGGGGGCAGGCUCCUGGGGCAGAAUGCCGCAAGCUGCCACCACGCGUAUAUCGUCCUCUGCAUCGAGAACAGCUUCAUGACUGCCUCCAAGUAGCCGCCGCCUGGAUGCGGAUGGCCGGAGAGGACGGGCGGCUCGGAGGAAGCACCCACUGUGGGCAGGGAGCGGCCGGCCAGCCCCCGGCCCCAGGACCUGGCGGCCAUACUUUCCUGUAUAGUUCACGUGUCAUGUAAUCCUCAAGAAAUAAAAGGAAGCCAAAGAGUGUAUUUUUUUAAAAGUUUAAAA
Molecule: messenger RNA, 5381 nt
Organism: Mandrillus leucophaeus (drill)
Lineage: Eukaryota; Metazoa; Chordata; Mammalia; Primates; Cercopithecidae
Gene: COL18A1
Product: collagen, type XVIII, alpha 1
Exons: 40
Coding region: 6-5192 (1728 amino acids)
Molecular function (GO): protein binding
Source: RefSeq, a predicted model, not a curated record